Molecule: messenger RNA, 1821 nt
Organism: [Torrubiella] hemipterigena
Lineage: Eukaryota; Fungi; Ascomycota; Sordariomycetes; Hypocreales; Clavicipitaceae
Source: the annotation of a GenBank genome assembly
AUGAGUCCGCCGCUUAAGCCAUCGCAGCCAAGGCUCAUGGUCGCACCGCCUCGCAUGAAUCUUCGACGAACAGGCUCCUACAACACCAUCUACGAGAGCCGUUCGCCAGCGUCCACAUCGGCCCGUUUCAACUUUGACCAUCUCAUCUUCUCGCCGCCUUCGCCUAGCUUGCCGUCUCUUCCGCGAAAAAGACAAAGAGCGUCAUCAAUAAAGGUUCUUGUCAACAGCCCCAGGCGAACAUUUCGCUUUGUUAUCUACCUGGCUGGCUUCGCUGCCCUCUUUUACUUUGUCGCUGGCCUUGUGAGAACACAGCUCGGGACGUCAUACCUCUUUGAUGAAUACGAAAUGGUGGCAGGCGACGGGCUGCCCGACUUUCCAACUCCUAUUGUAGUUGGUGACGGACCUAAGCACUCCAAAUGGACCGUUUCGAUUCCUCACAAGUACCGAUUUCCUCUCCUUAUGAGUGAAUACGCUGAAAUGAUGGACCACUGCCGCGAGGCUUCGGUUCGUUCCAGAAGCUCGGAUAUGGAGAUGGACUUGUCGCUGCAAAAAGCGUUGCGUACUUCCAUUGCCCGCGACGACAAGUUUGUAGAUAUUGCCGAGGCCGAAAAGACGAACGUGUUGCCGCCUGCAGACCGAAUUUUGACAAUUGAGGGAAAAGGUCAUUUCAUUGGAGCAAAGCAAAGCAUUGGCAAGCCUGUGUGCCAAAGCUCAUUUACAUAUGUGCUGGAGAGCACCGAUGCUGGCCUUGGACAAGCUCUCAUGAAGAUGUGGACAUAUUAUGGCCUUGCUAAAGCCACUGGGCGAGCAUUCUUUUUGGAGGAUUCCAACUGGGGGUACGGUGAAUAUCUGGAUAUGUUCCAGGUUCCGCCAGAGCCAUCUUGCCGCCCACCUCCUCGCCACCACAUGCUCCCGUGCCCUGUCGAUGCUGCACAUCUUGUGAUUUCCAAUGUCAACGCCAAGGAGCUUCUCCCAAUUUUGCUCGAGCGACACAUUCCUAUUGGUGAAGACGACAAUCCCGAGAGGCAAGUCAUGGAGCUGGCGUCCGUCGGAUACAAUGCCAUGUUCAAACUCAACAAGGAUGACCAAGCCUACGUCGACCAGCGAGUGCAGUAUUUUAAACAGCAAGCCAAAUCAGAUGAGUUGAUGACGGCCAAUGCACCAAUCAUUGGUAUGCACGUUCGACGUGGUGACCGACACCCGCUCGAGUUCCAAUACAAGCAGACGUAUAUCCCGUCAGAGGUGUAUCUGGACCGUGCCAAUGCCCUUGUUGACGAACAUUACAACAACUCCAUGUGGGCAGCUGAAGAAACUCACCGAUCCAUUACGCUUAUUGCGUCUGAUGAUCCCAUGGUGUAUCGUGAGGCAGUGUUUGCUGGCUCUGCUCUCGCGCAGGACCGCAUCAAGCUAGCUACAAAGCCGCCCAAGGCUGCCGACGAGGACUUGGACCCCAUCCAUCCUUUCAUUGAAGAGACUUUUGGCUGGGAGGGCGGUUUCUACUCACCCAUGUUCUGGAACCUAGGCACUGAGCGCCGAAACAACGCGGCCAAUGCCCCAACUGGAGCUGCAAGCUACGGAGUCGAGGCUGCCACAUCGCGCCCAAAACCCAAGAAGUCCACCUUGCAGUUGAGAAGCUACAUGGGCCGUGCCUAUAUGAUGGACUUGGCCGUUCUAGCCGGAGCCAGCGACAAGGUUGUGUGUGCCGUCAGUGCCAUGGGUUGCCGCCUGCUGGGCGUUAUGCUUGGGUGGGAGGAAGCGAUUGAAGAAGAGCGAUGGGUCAAUGUUGACGGUGACGAAUCGUGGAUGGGAUGGGAUUGGUGA